Malassezia globosa CBS 7966 is the source of this 2661-nucleotide messenger RNA. RefSeq lists its product as uncharacterized. The record is from RefSeq and is a predicted model, not a curated record. Bases 1 to 2661 code for a protein of 886 amino acids. Gene Ontology annotation, biological process: regulation of DNA-templated transcription. Lineage: Eukaryota; Fungi; Basidiomycota; Malasseziomycetes; Malasseziales; Malasseziaceae. The transcript has a single exon. Gene Ontology annotation, cellular component: cytosol; nucleus.
AUGGAUGGCACGAAUGGUGCGGAUGAAUCGAUUCGCGCAUGGAAUUUUGUUCCGAUCUCGCUGUUUGUGUCGUCUGGCGCGUGGCGUGUUCCUGAGCUCGCGUCUCCGGAUAAAUGGCCAUCUUAUCCUGGCCUGAAGCCUUUACGCGAGGCAUCGCAUGCUAAUGCACUGGACACAAUCGUUGGACCAACGCCAGCGUCCAUCGGUGUGCACGACAAAACCACGACAAGCGCAGCUGAACUUAAACAAAUGACCGACGUCGAAAAGUGUCGGCACUGGGCUUGUGCUGACGGCUACGACGGAAUUGCUGUUGAGCUUACAAAUGCGCGCUGGCGGGAGCGCUGGGAGCACUUAUGUUUACGAGUCGAUAGCGACACUCUUCCUCGCAGCUCCAGUCGAGCUAAUCUUUCAGCCGCAGAUGCAAUGGACAGCCGAGUACAAUUCGAAGCGGAGGGAUGGCGUGCUCAUCCACACUUUACGCGGUCCGAACUCAACAUUCUCAAGCCUAGUGAGGCUCCAUUAGUGAUGGCAAUUUUAAGCCAAUGGCUCGAGCUGGACUCGCCCGAUGAGGGUGUUCGCUUUGACUCGGAAAUUGCACUGCGUCAAGAACUUGCGCACGCAGCCUACGUCGGUAUUGAAGAAGUUAUUCUCCCUCCUCCUAGCAGUGAUCCUGAGCGUCAGUCUUAUUUAGCAGACUAUGCGCGAGCUGUUCGCUCGUGCCUCACAAGCAUGGCAGGGCAGGCUCCAGUCACAAAUGCAUCCAUGAAAGUCGCGAUCCGCCUUCCUGUCAGUUCUCCUCAUAUUCUUGCAUCUAUGCUUGUGCACCAAGCUACGAAAGGACCCCAUGGCUCAGCGGCGAUGCCUGCCGCUGCUUACCUGCGUACCAAAGAUAAUUGGGCUUGGGAAACUUGGGAGAAACUGCAGGAACUCUGCGGCUACCAUCCCCAACUAUAUGUGGCACUGGAUCUGUCCAUGCCCUUACCACCGACAUCAUCCAUGAUGCGAUGGAUCAAUGAACCGGUCUCGCACUUGUGGCUUCCGUCGUCUUCAUUUCUCGCUAAUGCAAAGGGGUAUCCAGUGUUGUCAAAAUCGGCACAAACACUCGUCCAGUAUCUGGUUCCCCAUGGUCCACAUAUCGUGCUGAGCGACAUCACGUCUCCGCCUCCACAGCAUACGCGGGGUGGGCCCAUGGCCUAUGUCCAAUAUGUGCGGCACUUGAUGAAGGUCAUGAAAGCACCAACAAAGCUCGAAAAACUUGCGUUGAAAGUUGGCGACUGUCUUCAGGCGCCCCUUGAACCCAUGUCCGACAACCUCGCUGGUGUUACGUACGGUGUGUUUGAAGCAGAUUCUGUCAAGUACCGCUUGUAUGAAGAAGCAAUGUUCCAAGCAUUCUCUCAACUUGGCACUCCAACCACACGUCUCCGAGUAUGGAUUGUGGGGGCUGGCCACGGGGCUCUAGUAAGUCGAUGCCUUGCAGCUGCGGAGCGUGCGUCACGUUGGGUGCAUAUUACUGCUUUAGAAAAGAAUCCAGGUGCCUUCAUUAACUUACAGGACAGACAGCUCUCUGAAUGGGGUGCUGAACAUGUUCAUGUUCUCCUUGGAGAUAUGCGCAAUAUUUCUGUGCCAACCAACGUGUCAGAACGGGCAGAUGUCGUGGUAAGUGAGCUGCUGGGGAGCUUCGGCGACAACGAACUAGCGCCUGAGUGCUUAGACGGUGCGAUGCGAUUGCUUAAGCCAGGUGGCAUCUCAAUUCCAGGGUCCUAUAUGCCGUACAUCGUGCCCAUCACCGCACCUAAACUGCACACAACUAUCAAAUCAGGCACUAUGAACCGGGCUGACGCUGCCUCACUAGCAGGUGAAGGCAUGGGCACUGCCAUGAAUACGGCUGCUAAGUUCGACGCUCCUUCUGUUGUUCUGUUUAAAUCCAUGAGUUUUCUCUCCGGUCUCGACAGUGCAUGUCAGUAUCCCCGAGUUCAACCGUGUUGGCGCUUUGAGCAUACGUCCAUGGAUGAAAGUGGCCUUGCUUGCGGUCGCACAGGUCUUCCCCUCACAAACAGCCACAACGCGCGAUCGUCCAUGAACACGUUCUACAUACCACAUGCCGGCGUGUGUCACGGAUUGGCAGGCUACUUCGAGGCCCAUCUGUUUGGCAGUGUCGUACUAAGUAUUUUCCCGGAUCCAGCACGUGCAAGUCCCGAUAUGCUAAGUUGGUUCCCCAUGUUCUUCCCAUUCCGCACGCCACUUUAUGUGCCGGCUCACAGCCAGCUCGACGUGCACAUGUGGCGCCUUACAGACAACCACCAUGUGUGGUACGAAUGGAGUGCUGAGUCUUAUUUGUGUGUCGAUUCGCCAUCUUUGCAUGCAUCUAGCGCAUCUGCCUCACCUAAACCUGUGUCGACCCCGAUGGUGCAGCAAGAUGAGUCGCGUCAGUCAGAGAGUUUGCCACCAUUCUCCAACGCUCCUCAUACACCCAUGGUGCCACCCAGUGCACUCAUGGGCACCGGAGUGUCGCAGGCCGAUACUUUGGAAUCUGCAGCGAAUCCUGGAGUUGACGCAAACUCUCUCGUGUAUUCACCCCUAAAACGGCGCAUUAAAACUGGUCAGACGGACUUGAUGAAUGCAGGCGCGUGCGGCUUUAAGCUGACUAUUUCAACAUCUUAA